Amoebophrya sp. A25 is the source of this 1380-nucleotide messenger RNA. NCBI's taxonomy places the organism in Eukaryota, Dinophyceae, Syndiniales, Amoebophryaceae. The record is from the annotation of a GenBank genome assembly.
AUGGAGACCCACGACAAGAAGCACACGACGCAAGGCUUCACCGGCAGCGCGACCGACGAAAAUCCGAGGUCCGUGUACUAUCAGGCAGCCGUUGUGGAUGUGAGUGGACGCGUGUACAGAAUGUAUCCACGGAUUAGUUUUCGCAUGCGGCAGCUACAGGGACCGAUGCACGCGACGCGGGGCAACAUCGACAUGCGGCACGCGAGGUACUCGAUGGACAUGGAGCCUCGACACAGGUUUCGCGUCCCGGUAAAAGAUCCGGAGGCAGAAGGAGCAGCUGUUGUGGAAAAGGAAAUCGAGGUCAGUAGUUUCAUCCCUCGUGGAGUCCACACAACUGGCGGAAAGUGGUGCCAUGCGAGUGCUGCCGAUCCAGGACUAUCUUCCACCGGCUCUAAGGACACAGCAGCGGAGAAGCAUCGAUAUGAAGUCAUCCGGCCAGGAGAGGUGCGGGAGCUCCGACUUCCGACUCCGUAUCCGUGUGGUCAGCAGAUUUCUAUCUUUUUGGCGGGCAGGCAGCGGCAGAACUUCACGCUAUCGUUUCCGAACGAGACGUACCCGAGGCCAAUUUUCGUGAACGUGACACCCUCUUACGAGGUCACGUUGUGGGUCAGGACAAGUGGCGCGAGUGCGAAAAAGAUCCGGGUUGACCAGAAGGGCCGCGCGCUACUGGAAACGCUCAUGCUGCCGAUGGGGCUAGGGACGAAGACAGCAGACAGCAUUUUUGGCGAUGUCGGUCCAGGGUUCACGCCUGCGGUGAACAAGAACGAAACGGUCAACACAGAAACGGACGCCGCGCUGCUUGAUGGUCCUCUCGGGCGUUGUUUCACCGAGGACGUUGCCGUGGGAAAGAAGAGCAAAGUUACGAAUCCGACAACGUACACGCACUACAACUUGCAGGCCACGUUCAACAAGACACUACCGAUGGCGACCGAUGACAGCAUGAUCGCACUGGCGCAGGAGGCAGAAAAGAAGUAUCAGCAGAAGAAGCGCACGAUCACCGAAGGAUCGACAGCGUGGAAACUAUUUCUAGUCCAUGCGCAGCUCAGGAAUUGGGACGUGUCUCUGUUCGACGAGGACGCAGCAAUUUUGACCCGGUAUUUGGACGCGGGAGAAGCGCAGGUAACAGCAGAAGAGGUGGCGCUCAUCCUCGAGGUUAUGAUCUGCCUCUGUGACCCGCGAGCUUUUACCGUCGAGGGGAAUAAGCAUCGAUUUUUCCUCGGGUACGUUUUGGGGUGCGAAUCGAUCCGGUACGAGCGAUCGCCGUUACCUUCGAUCAAGGUCAAGCAGCUGCACCACGCGGAGAAGACGAUCCAGACACUUCUCAUGACGCGAGAAACAUCAACGGAGAAGUGCAGGGAGUUCGUUCUCGCGGUAGACAAG